Messenger RNA from Ilex paraguariensis (yerba mate), 1722 nucleotides. The record is from the annotation of a GenBank genome assembly. Lineage: Eukaryota; Viridiplantae; Streptophyta; Magnoliopsida; Aquifoliales; Aquifoliaceae.
ACUUAACAAUCAAUCAGUUGGUUAAAGUAGACAUACCAUACACCAUCCUGCUACAACCCCACCUCCUCUCUUUCUCUCUCUCUCUCUCUCUCUCAACCAUGCUCUCUCCAAGAUGGACAAUCAUGGCAACAAUCUGUGCUAUUCAGAUGUUUCUGCAAGUGGAGUCCCUCUAUGAAGCUGAUAAAAUUGCAAGUUUGCCAGGCCAACCACAAGUCAGUUUCCAGCAAUUUGCAGGAUACGUCACCAUUGAUGAGAAGCAGCAGAGAGCUCUUUUCUACUACUUUGUUGAAGCAGAAACUGACCCAGCUUCAAAGCCACUUGUUCUUUGGUUGAAUGGAGGGCCUGGGUGUUCAUCUGUUGGAGCUGGAGCUUUCUGUGAACAUGGUCCUUUUAAACCAAGCCGCAAUGUCUUGCUCAAAAAUGAGUAUAGCUGGAAUAAAGGAGCAAACAUGUUGUACUUGGAGUCACCCGCAGGAGUUGGAUUCUCUUAUUCUGCUAAUAAAUCUUUCUAUGCCUCUGUGAAUGAUGAUAUGACAGCACGAGACAAUCUUGUAUUUCUCGAAAGGUGGUUUAUCAAAUUCCCAGAAUACAAGAACAGAGACUUUUUCAUCACUGGAGAGAGUUAUGCUGGGCAUUAUGUGCCACAACUAGCCCACCUCAUCAUACAAUCCAAUGCACAGCUCAAUCUCAAGGGAAUAGCAAUAGGGAAUCCACUUCUGGAAUUCAAUACUGAUUUCAACGCAAAGGCUGAAUACUUGUGGUCUCAUGGAUUAAUAUCAGAUUCUACUUAUGAUCUCUUUACUUCCGUUUGUAACUAUUCUCAAAUUAGAAGGCAAUUUCAAACUGGAACUCUUACCCCUGUUUGUUCAAGAGUGAUACAUCAAGAAUCGGCAGAAGUUAGUAAGUUUAUCGACUCGUACGAUGUCACUCUCGAUGUCUGUUUGGCAUCAGUUCUCUUGCAAUCCCAGGUCCUAAACCAAAUGAAAUAUACAGAGAAUAUAGAUGUCUGCGUGGAGGAUGAAACGACUAGGUACUUGAAUCGGGAAGAUGUACAGAAGGCUCUCCAUGCUCAGCUUGUUGGAGUCACCGGAUGGAGUAUUUGCAGCGAUGUUCUACAUUAUGAUUACCAAAACCUGGAGGAGCCAACUAUAAAUAUCCUAGGAUUGCUUGUGAAGUCUGGACUUCGAGUCUUGGUUUACAGUGGAGAUCAAGAUUCAGUUAUCCCACUGACUGGUACUCGGGCACUGGUUAAUGGAUUGGCAAAGGAAAUGGGGUUAAAUACCACAGUGCCAUAUAGCGUUUGGUUUGAGGGGACGCAGGUUGCCGGAUGGACGCAAGUAUACACCGACAGACUAUCUUAUGCCACCAUUAGAGGGGCUUCUCAUGAAGCUCCAUUUUCACAACCAGAGAGAUCGCUUGUUCUGUUUAAUGCAUUUGUGGGAGGAAAACCAUUACCACGACCACAACCAAAUGGCGAGACAAAAAUAAGAAAGAGCAAUGGUCAUAAUCUCAAAUAAAUGAUUCACUCCAAGCUUCUUGUUGUUGAGCAAAUAGAAUCUCAUUGCUUUUAUAGAAAUCUUGAGUUGUAUUAUUUAGAUGUUGCAUUAAUUCAUGAGUGUGACCAGAAUUCAACCAACUCCAUGCUAUUGAAUCCACAAAAAAAAUAAAUAUCUCAUGCGAUGAAUUACUUUAUAAAUAUCAAUAAAUAUGUUUACACAUGAA